GGACGGGCCGUUGCUACUGUCGUGAUGGUGUCCUGGAUGAUCUCCCGAGCAGUCGUGUGUUUCUGCGUCAGUCAGCUGCAGUGGUCUCUCUUUUGCCACUAUACUGAUCAAUCAUAUACAGAUGGAAGAUAAAAGUGAAGUUGCUGGCCUUCAGCUACACUCACUGUUGACAAGUUGUCUUUUGGACUGUAAAAUUGCCUGGCUGGUGUUUGGGAUGCUGUAUCCCGCAUAUUACUCAUACAAAGCUGUGAAGACAAAAAAUGUGAAGGAAUAUGUUCGCUGGAUGAUGUACUGGAUUGUGUUUGCUCUUUAUACAGUUACUGAAACGAUAACUGACCUAACAGUCUCUUGGUUUCCACUGUACUAUGAAUUGAAGAUAGCUUUUGUUAUCUGGCUCCUUUCCCCAUAUACUAGAGGGGCAAGUUUAAUCUACAGAAAAUUCCUCCACCCACUGCUUUCUUCUAAAGAAAGGGAGAUUGAUGAGUACAUUGUCCAAGCCAAAGAAAGAGGCUAUGAGACCAUGGUGAAUUUUGGAAGGCAGGGGUUGAAUUUGGCAGCAACUGCUGCAGUGACAGCAGCUGUAAAGAUGGCUUGCAGUUAUUUCUUGGAUUAUGAGGAUCGGUUUACUCUAAAUUCAAAAGUUACCAUUCAGUUUUCUGUGCAGGCUUUUAACAUAGAUGUCCAUUGUUUCUUUUCUGUCUGUGUUGUGCUUUCUGUUACAAAACCCCACUGGAAAAAAAUCCUGGAGAUGAUAAAAACAGAUGAAGAGAUGGAGAGGACACAUUCAGAGGAUGAAAUGUUUGCUCAGAGAGGCCUUCGCAGAACUCAGAGUAUGAAGUCUGUGAAAACUAUUAAAGGACGUAAAGAGAUACGAUACGGAUCACUAAAAUACAGAGUAAAGAAGAGACCCGUUGUAUACUUUUAAGUGUACCGCACAAUUCCUGCAAGAGAAACUGCUGUACUAUAGUAACUUGAAUUCAAGUGUUAAAGAUCUGUGUACAAUGCCUAGAAUGAGUCUGUAUGAACAGAUAUGGUAGGACUUGG
Cyanistes caeruleus (blue tit) is the source of this 1044-nucleotide messenger RNA. The record is from RefSeq and is a predicted model, not a curated record. NCBI's taxonomy places the organism in Eukaryota, Metazoa, Chordata, Aves, Passeriformes, Paridae.